This is a messenger RNA of Dipodomys ordii (Ord's kangaroo rat), 3309 nucleotides long. It is a transcript of the gene Clmp, whose product is annotated as CXADR-like membrane protein. Gene Ontology annotation, cellular component: membrane; cell surface; cytoplasmic microtubule. The coding region runs from base 374 to 1492 and encodes 372 amino acids. Lineage: Eukaryota; Metazoa; Chordata; Mammalia; Rodentia; Heteromyidae. The transcript has 7 exons. The record is from RefSeq and is a predicted model, not a curated record.
UGUGGUUCCAGCUCAUUUUUUUCUCUUUCUCCACUCGUAUUUCUUUCCAAACAGGGAAAAGUGUUCCACAAAGCGGUAGCGCCUUCAGCCUCGCCUUUUCGUCGUGGACCCGGACCCAGCUCCCGUCUGGGUGCGAGCCGGUGGGCUAGGCACUAGGAGCCCUCCGUGGCCGGAACAAGGGGCGCGGGGACCCCUGCACGGGGCGCGGGGGGCGCCCAGCGCGGAGCUGGCUCCCGCGCCCGCACAUGGCUGCGGUCCCCAGCGCGCACCCCGAGGCACCGCGCCCAGCUCGCCAAAGGUCCGCCGGCGGCGCCGAACCGCCCCGCAGCCAGGCAGCGCGGAGCGGGGAGGUGCCCCGCGGCCGGGGACCAGCAUGUCCCCCUUCCUCCUCCUCUGGCUAGUUUCCUACUAUGUUGGAACCUUGGGAACUCACACUGAGAUCAAGAGAGUAGCAGAGGAAAAGGUCACCUUGCCCUGUCACCAUCAACUGGGACUUCAGGAAAAAGACACCCUGGAUAUCGAAUGGCUGCUCACAGAUAAUGAAGGGAAACAAAAAGUGGUGAUCACCUAUUCCAGUCGUCAUGUCUACAAUAACCUAACUGAGGAACAGAAUGGCCGGGUAGCCUUUGCUUCUAAUUUCCUGGAAGGAGAUGCUUCAUUGCAGAUUGAGCCUCUGAAGCCCAGUGAUGAGGGCCAGUACACCUGUAAAGUGAAGAAUUCAGGACGCUACGUGUGGAACUAUGUCAUCUUAAAAGUCCUAGUGAGACCAUCCAAGCCCAAGUGUGAACUGGAAGGAGAGCUGACAGAGGGAAGUGACCUGACUCUGCAAUGUGAGUCAUCCUCUGGCACAAAGCCCAUUGUGUAUUACUGGCAGAGAGUCCGGGAGAAAGAAGGAGAGGAUGAACAUUUGCCUCCUAAAUCUAGGAUUGACUACAACAACCCAGGGCGAGUUCUCCUACAGAACCUCACGAUGGCCUCCUCUGGGCUCUACAGGUGCACGGCGGGCAAUGAGGCUGGGAAGGAAAGCUGCGUGGUGAGAGUAACCGUACAGUAUGUACAAAGCAUCGGCAUGGUUGCAGGAGCAGUGACAGGCAUAGUUGCUGGAGCCCUGCUGAUUUUUCUCUUGGUGUGGCUGCUAAUCCGAAGGAAAGACAAAGAGAGAUAUGAGGAAGAGAGACCUAAUGAAAUUCGAGAAGAUGCUGAAGCUCCAAAAGCCCGCCUUGUGAAACCUAGCUCUUCUUCCUCAGGCUCUCAGAGCUCUCACUCUGGUUCUUCCUCCACUCGCUCCACAGCAAAUAGUGCCUCACGCAGCCAGCGGACAUUGUCAACUGACGCAGCACCUCAGCCAGGCAUAGCCACCCAGCCAUACAGCCUACUUGGGUCUGACAUGAGAGGAUCUGAACCAAAGAGAGUCCACCAUGCUACCCUGACCAAAGCAGAAACCACAUCCAGCAUGAUCCCCAGCCAGAGCGGAGCCUUCCAAACUGUCUGAAUUAAAGUGGACUUGACUUCCAUGCUUUCCUAGGAGUCAGGAUCUUAGGACUAUUCUAGUCACUGAAACUCGUCACCAGCCACACAACCCCUUCAAUCGUAUAAGAGGUUAUUUAAACAGCUGUGAACAACAAGUGGAACAGAUUCAGAUGGGCACUUUUCUUAGUAUGACACCAGAGAAGCAAAAAGAUGUAGGGUGAUCAUCUCCAGUAAGGCAUCUCAUAUUGCUUUUAGACCAGAGGAAGAAAAAGCAGGGAUCCAAAUUUGUCUGUUUGCUGACCAGGUCCUGUGGUGAGGGUGCUGGGGAAAGGUGAGGCACAUUUCCCCACCUAAGUUACCAUUGUCAAGAAGAAAUGGGGUGUUUGUGAAUUUUGUAUUCAUUUCCGUGAACCUACUGGAUUACUGUGAUAAUUCAGACAGUCAAACAGAACCCAUGGCCUUAUAUGAUACCUAUCUGCACCAGGUAUUGGGCAAAUUGUUUCCAAGAACUCAAAAAAAAAAAGGCAAUAUAUCUCUUCUGGUCUGACUUGACUUCAUGUGUCAUAAAGUUUAAGUAUUGAUUUCAGAAGGAUAUGAACUAGUAGGAGAUGGAAAAGAGUGAGAUUUCCCCACUGUACUACUAAUCUUCUUAAGUUGAACCCUAAAAUAAAACCUAAAAAAGAAGUCUAAAAAGUGUGACAAAGUUCUGUGAACAGCUUCUCUUAAUGUUCGGAAGGAUUACUGAAAUAUAUCAGAACAACAUACUGGAACAAUUGUGAGUUUUUCCUCAAAUUAGAUGCCUCUAAGGACUUCCCUGCUGGACAUCUCUGGAAGAAAAAUAUUCUCUACAUGUCAUUUAACAAUGUCAUUUAAAAAAAAAAGUCUUCUAGAGAAAUAAGAUCUGGGAAUGUUGAAGAUCAUCUGACACAACAUUAGUUUCCCUUUCUGAAAGGGUGUGAAACCAGAACUUCAAGACUGAGUGAUUAGAUCAGUUAUCUCUUAAUAUGUUCAGGAAUGGUACAAAUAAGUGUAGUAUUGCACCAAACUUUGAGCUUUCUCUAUUUUUCAUUUUAGAUGGAUAAGAAUCUAGGAUAUUUAAUGAUUCUAGGCCUUAAAUCAUUAAAAAAAAAUCAGGCUGCCAACAUUUCCUAGUAGUAUUGCGAGGACAUGCCAUAAUCAUUCCCUCUAGAGAGGCCAAAGCAGAAACUCCACAUUUUCCCAGCUUCAACUUCCAAGAAAGCCUAGCUCUGGGCUGGAAGAAAAGAAAAAGGGAAGAAAAAGUAAUGGGUGUCGAGAGAAGGCUCAGCUUGUGUCCAUUGACAUUUAAAUUGCUGCUGCGGAAGUAGCUCAAAGAGUCCUUAAGACUCUGGAUUUAAUCUCUACCACUGCAGAAAAAGAAAAAAAAAUUAUCUGGAAAGCUAUUGAAGGAGCUAAUGCAUCAGAGAGGAAAGGUAACUGUGAAAGGUAAAAAGUAUAGCAACUUGGGAUUUUUUUAAAUAGUUUCUAUUAAGACAGAUGUCUAUGGCACAAAUGCUGCACUUGAAUUAUCCUUUCAAUGAAGUUAACUAAAUGACACCUAUCUCCAUAGGUGGAGAAUAUUUCUUAUUAUUAAAGGGCAACAUGCAACAGAAAAGAAAAAGUAUUAAUGAAAAUGGUGAAAAAAGCAUUAUCUUUAAAAUGAGAAUCAGAUUCUUACAAGAAAAAGUUUACCUCGUUUUUCUUCCCUACAUUUGAUUUUCACAAUAAUGUCUUCACUGAGUAAAACUGCAUUUACUUCUGAAGUCCUCAGGAAUUUAGAUGAAAAUCUUGUUUUUUUUUAUUGAAUUUGUGGCCUGGCAA